Bombyx mori (domestic silkworm) is the source of this 6280-nucleotide messenger RNA. RefSeq names its product glucose-6-phosphatase catalytic subunit 1 (gene G6P). Gene Ontology annotation, molecular function: glucose-6-phosphatase activity. The record is from RefSeq and is a predicted model, not a curated record. Lineage: Eukaryota; Metazoa; Arthropoda; Insecta; Lepidoptera; Bombycidae. The transcript has 7 exons. Bases 167 to 1246 code for a protein of 359 amino acids. Gene Ontology annotation, biological process: gluconeogenesis; glucose 6-phosphate metabolic process. Gene Ontology annotation, cellular component: membrane.
UUUGACAUUUAAAUCAAAUUCCAGCAUGUAAUAACGUAACAAUGUUUUGAUUAUUUUCGAUAAGCAAUGAAUAACCCUUCCGAAAUUAUGUAAUGGAACAAAAAAAGAACGAAGUGUAAUAAAAUUAUGAUAAUUUAAAACAAAUAUAAUUUACUCAGUAUCCGCGAUGGAGCGAUUAUACGCAUUAGGCGUGUCCUGUAUUGAAUUUGUUCAAGAUUGGUUUGAAGGUUCUGAGGGUUACUUUAAACUAGUCAACCAUGUCUCAAAUCCACAUCAUACGACCGAGAUACUAUUCCCGCUGCUCUCCAUCGUGGACUCUGUGUUUGCUGCUCAACUAUUGCUCUGCAUGGCCUUCGGUGGUUGGCUGAAUGCUGUUAUGAAAUGGUGGCUUCUAGAAGACCGACCCUAUUGGUGGGUGAGGGAGACUUCGUUCUACGAUGGUAUCCACCGUCCAAGACUGCGACAAUACCCACAGACUUGUGAGACGGGUCCGGGCAGCCCCUCUGGACACACAGCGACCGCUAGUGCUCUGCUUGUACUCUUCUUAAUGUGGGCAGAACAUUUCAUGAAUGACAGAAAGUUCCGCCUCUGGUGGUGGAAAUACGUCGGCUACACGUUGUUCGUGGUGGGUCUCGGGUCCGUGAUGCUGGCCAGGAUGUACGUGGCUACCCAUUUCCCGCACCAGUGUCUUCUCGGGGCGCUGAUCGGUUCGUUCAUGGCCCCGGCCCUCUGUCUGUACGUGUCGGACCCCUGCAUCUGGCAGUGGGGGGGGCGCGCGGGGACCGGGGGGGGCGCGCUGAUCCGCCGACAUGCGCUCGCCGCCGGCAUCGCCACUGUCAUUGCCGUCCUCACCUACUACGGCCUAGUGGCGUGCGGAUGCGAUCCCCAGUACACCAUCAAACUGGCUUUCCGUUGGUGCGAGACUCCUGAAGAUAUCCACGUUUCCACCACCCCGCUGUAUGCCCUGGUCGAAUCGACAGCUUACCUCCUCGGCUGGGCGCUGACUGUGACGCCGGCCGUCGCAAGGUAUCGACACAACUCUAAAGACAGAUCGAUAUUAAUAUCGAUAUUCGCGACAUCCCUAGUCCUCUACGGCUAUAAGCACGUGAAAGACAAUAUAUGCACGUCGAAUACUCUCCAGUAUUACGCUGUGCAUUACGCGCUGUGCUUCUUUAAGCCCAUGCUGUUGCUCAGAGCGGUCCCGGCGAUCGCCAUGUGGCCAUUUACGAAAAGCAAAAACGAUUGAGUGAAGAGAUUGAGUUUUCAUAUCGAUGCUUGAAAGGCAAACGUGACUAAGCGACAAUAACUGCUUUGUACAUAAAUGAUAGGCAAUAACCGUAUUCGAUGCGCAAAAAAAUAUAUAUUUCUAGUUCUAUUAAAAUAAUUUCAAUCCUACAGCUAGGUUCGUUAAAAUAGAAUUUUUUUCAGGUAUUUAAACUUUAAAUUAGUCUACUGUAAAGUUCACGCAUUGUCGCUUAGUCACGUUUGCCUUUGAAGCGUCGAUAUGAAAACAUGGCGGCCGGGGAAUCCCUUAUGGCAAAGGAUAAGAAAAAAACAGCCUUUAACAUUAAAAAAAAAAAAAGUUCCGUUUGGUCGGUAGAGUUUAAUUGCUUAAAACCCUAUUUUCUGAGUUUACUCUCUUUAUGAAUAGUAUUUCGUUUAACACUAAACAUACUGGGUCAAAUGACCCAUUUUGACCCAUUUUGUUAUUGCACUUUUGACUUCACGACUUUUCUACUACAGUUAUUAUACUUUUUUGUUUGUUUUGUUUUGUUUAUUUUGAGUAAUACUUGUCGUAUACCGUUAUCUACCCGUUAUGGUAGAAAUAGGUACCAGUAAGUGUUGGUAUGAUUAGUGUUAAAGACUCAGGCAAAUAUGAUGGGGAAAUAAAAUUGAGUGCAAAAUAAAUCAUUAACUUCUCCGUACAAUUAUUAUUAAUAUUAGCACAUUUACGUAAUAAUUGGAGGGUAGAGGUAAGGAGAACCGUCUCUGUGUGUGAAAAAGUGUCCGUUAAAAUCUGCUAAAUAAGGGUGGCGCUACUGUAGCAACCGGGUAAAUUUUAAAAAAGGCGCUGAAAGUUAUUAGAAUAAGAUGGAGAAAUAAAAAAGGAAGAAGGAACUGUAAGCACUACAAAAUCACAAAAAGUAUUUUAUUUAAAGCUGAUAAGAAAAUGCAAUCGAUGUCUCCACGUUUUACCACAGCAAUAAUUUUAGGUUAUAUUGACGAAAUUAGUUUGGACUACGUAAACAUGUGAGGUCUUGUAUAUUACACUGUCACUAACUACUCUAAUCAUUAAAUAUAUAUAAAUUUCCUAACUCAGCAUACUUCAAUCAGUUAACGACUGCUCAAUUCAUUUCAUACCCUGUGCCUAUGCUAGCGCCAUUCUGGAGGAUUUUUGUACUGAUAUUUAGUGCUGAAAGUGGGACACUUUUUCAAGCUUCUCCCAUAUGAGACGGUUCUCCUUACCUCUAUCCUCCAUAGUAAAAACUAUAUCGAAUUGCCUAGCUCCAUCUAGUGUCGGUUAAGUGAAAUGUCUUAACAUCUCUCAUUUAGUAAUGUAAUAACAUUUGACUGCAAAAUUGAGGAAGUAGUACUGAAAAUUGAGGAUGUAGUACUGAAAAUUGACAUAGAUGACGUUUUAUGAAUAAUUAUUAAUGUUAUGAAUUAGUAUUUCAAAUAAUUAAAAAAAUAAAAAAUAUUUCGAAAUUCGACAAUAGAUGGCAGCACGUAUCUUGUUUAAGUAACGCGAUCUAUGUGUAAUACUUUGUCGAAUCUUUAUAAAUUUAUGCAAGAGAAGCAUCGGGUAACCUAGUUUGUUUGUUUUUAUGUUCAAUGACUUAAAGAGUAAAUUCCAAUGGCACGUCGAAGCUGAUACGCACAAUUUUACUAUUAAUCUAUACAUAUAAAUAAAAUUGGAUUGUGUGUUUGUAAUAUUUAAAUAACCGCUUUUUACAUGUACCAUAUGAAUAUACCUAGUCAGGUCAUAAAUUCUGUCACAUGUUUAAUGUAAAAUAAUUGAAACAAGUUUAUUCAUUAUGUAACCAUUCAUAUACCAAAAUGAACUUAACAAAACAUAGAUUCUUAUGACACUAAAGUUUAUUCAAAAUGACCUCCGUGAUUUUGAAUACAGACCUUCAAUCUGCGCGGCCAGUCGUCUAUCGCAGCACGAACGAGGUCCAUGUCAAUAUCGGCGGCUGCCUUAAUCAAGGAUGUCUUGAGUGACUCUAAAUUGGGAUGAGGCUUUGAGCACGCCUUUUCCUCCAAGUGUUGCCAUAUCUUGUAAUCUAACGGAUCCAAAUCUGGACUGGAGGAGGGCCAGUCUUCGUGCCGGAUGAAGUCGAUUUCACGCGCCGCCAGCCAGUCUUGUGUGCUCUUCGCUCUAUGAGCUGGCGCCGAAUCUUGUUGGAAUACCCAGUGCCUGUUAUUGAACAUGGUAUGAGAAACAGGUUCCACAAGGUUCGUCAGGACUGUAUUUUGAUACACAACUGCAUUCGUUUUUACACCUUUCUCACAAAAAUGUACCUCUAUUAAGCCCCAAUAAGAAACUCCCAACCAUACCAUGAGCCAGGAUGGAAAAUGACCUCGUUGGACACGCGGAAUACGGUUGCUCGCUUCUUCACUACUGUGUGCGUACACCUUAUGAUUUUGUUUGUUGUAGCUCUCUUCUACGGUAAAAAUUUUUUCAUCCGAAAAAAGAAUUUCCCGAUAUUUUUUUCCCGCGUACCGCUUCAACAAAGCGCGGCAUCUCUUCAGUCUCAGGUCCAUUAGACGAGCAUUCAAACAAUGUCCUGUUUUUCUUCGAUAUGCCCGUAGCCCUAAGUCUUCAUUUAACACCCUUUUCGCCGUGGUUCUGCUUAACCCCAUCUGAAGGGCCAACAGUUUCUGCUUACGUUUGGGGUUUCUUUGAAUUCGCGCCUUCACAGCUUUUAUCACUGCUGGAGUCCUAACAGACCGAGGGCGACCACUUCUUGACCUGUCAUCUACACUAGAGUCUUCAUUGUAUCGUUUGAUGGUACGAUAAACGAAUCUUUUGGUUAUAUUCAAAAUUUUCAGUAUGUUAAAAAUUUGAAUUGGCGCGUAACCGCAACGAUGCAACGCAAUAACUGCAACACGGUUUUCUUUAAGCGUCCACUCCAUAUUUAAAAAUGAGUAAAAUUCUAAAAGUAUACAUUUUUAUUUUCAUGAACAAUUCGAAAUUCGAAUCCAAUAAACUUUUUUGUGGCCAGCAUUCUAAAAGAAAAGUUUUUACUGUGUGACAAUACUUAUGACCUGACUAGGUAUAUAAAGGUACCAAAAUAACAUUUUUUUUUAUAAUUUUUAUCUGUCUGUUUGUUCCGGCUAAUCUCUGGAACGGCUGGACCGAUUUUGAUGAGACUUUCACUGAUAGGUAGCUGAUGAUAUAAGGAGUUAGGCUACUGUUUUUAGAGUAGCUUCGCCCUGCGGCGUCACCCGCAGUACGAAAAUAACCGCGGGUAACAUCGCGGGACUCGGCUAUCAAUAAUAAAAUGUAAUGUUUCCGAAGCGAAGCAAGGGCGGGUCGCUAGUUAUAUAAUAAAUGCACUUUCCGUGUCCGUAUCUUUAAAUAAUUGAUCCACAACUCACAAUGGACCGAGAACCGCCAUUUACAUCCAUUUUGCGACGUUUUUUGCUUCAAUAACUUUUUUAAUUUUUUUUAUUUUUUUUAUCACCAAAUGUAUAUUUUAUACGUGGUAUAAAAUCAUUCGUGACCAUCAUUAAAUAUUGGGAAAUAUAAUUCGAUAUGAGCCUGUAACGAUUUUUUGGUUUUCUGCCAAUGAAGCUGACAUGAAUGUCUAAAAGUAAGCAAGACUACCCACAGUUACUGUAAUCAUUGUAUUUUUUUUUAAAUGCGGGUACCUUGAGAAAGUUUUGUUACUUUUUUUUUAAAAUAUAAUUACCAAAGAUUAUCCCCAUAGAUUAGAAGAUAUUAAUAAAUAUUUACUCGACACAUUUUUUAAAUAUUUACUCGAAACAUUUUUUUUGUUUGCGGCAAACGGAAAAUACACGGAAAUGUCAUAGUGACAGUGACAGUGACAGUGACGUAAAGUCCUUUUUGACAUUAAUCUUGAUGUUGAUUUUUUUAAGUGUUAAUUCUUUAUUUUGUUUGAGGGUACGUCUUUGUUAUUUACAAACGGUUUGUUUUGUGUUUGUUGUGUGACGGGUAGAGAUAAGGAGCACUAUCUCGUAUAGGGGACAAGUUGAAAAAGUGUUCGCCUUAAUGUUGGAAAGCUCAGUGAAAUAGCGAUAGUGUUAGAGUAGGAAGUAAGAACAAGAUACAAUGACAUAGUCAAUGUCACUAUUACGGUGUAAUCGCGCGUUUAUUGUUCUCAAUUGUAAUCACAAUCGACGCUUGAAAGGCAAACGUGACUAAGCGACAAUAACUGCUUUGUACAUAAAUGAUAGGCAAUAACCGUAUUCGAUGCGCAAAAAAAUAUAUAUUUCUAGGUCUGUUAAAAUCAUUUCAAUCCUACAGCUAGAUAGAUUCGUUAAAAUAGAAUUUUGUUUUCAGUUAUUUCAACUUUAAAUUAGUCUACUGUAAAGUUCACGCAUUGUCGCUUAGUCACGUUUGCCUUACAAGCGUCGAUAUUAUUUUCGAUUUUUUGAAAUGCUUUACAAAACAGUCGAAAAUAUAGUUUUCAAUUACAAAAAUAAAGGCGAGCUUAAACUGUGAAAGUAUUUUUUUAUUUUAUGUUUUUCGACUCCGAUAAAAAAAAUCAAAGACAUGCUUUUUUUUGUUACGCCCUGGGCUUCGGGAUAAAUAAAAAUUCUACCGAAAUACAAAUUGAAAUUUAACGAAUACUUUAAAAUUCUCAAUUUACUUCUUCCGCUUCGCUUCAGGUGAUCCGUUCGCUGUUUCGCGUCGAGUAGAAUCGCUAACUCACUGACUGCGUGCCAUCUCUGCAACGCUUUUAUAGUCGAUACGGCAUCCCUAGAUUUAUCGAGAACAUUUUGGGCAGGUCGAGUAGCUUCGAUGCGUGUUUCCGCUGUCUGACAAUAGAUGGCGUUGUACAUCACGAGCUUUCUCGAUGUUACGAGUUUCUUUGAUAUUCGUUCGGGCUAUUCGGCGAUAGAUGGCGUUACCGGUGUAGCAAUUUCUUCAUAAGGAAUUUGUGCACUAAUAACACGGGUGUACACCAAAUUUUACUUUGAUUGCAAAGCAUAAAAUUGCGAUAUUUUAGAUCGUAAUUAGACGAAAAAAAAAUACAUGGCGUGAAACAGUUUGCUUUUGAACUUUAAUAAAUUGACCACAUAUGAAACAAAA